This is a messenger RNA of Rhagoletis zephyria (snowberry fruit fly), 390 nucleotides long. RefSeq lists its product as uncharacterized. The record is from RefSeq and is a predicted model, not a curated record. Lineage: Eukaryota; Metazoa; Arthropoda; Insecta; Diptera; Tephritidae.
AUGGAUCACGCUGAGCUAUCAGUGAGAUUGGAGCAGCUGGAUCGCAUUCAGGAUCAGUUCGAAUCAACACAAUCUCAAAUGGAGGAAGAAUACCCCAACGAGCUGGAAACCAGCACUCGUGAUGAAUUCGCUGCCACUUUCAUACGAGCUAAGGGAGCACUUACAAGGGAGUUGAAUAAGAUGGACCCCCAGUUUAUGUCUUCGACUUGGAAUCCACCGCCUCAAGAGCAGUCAUCUGUGAUUGUGGUGAAGCAACCAAAGUCGCACCUACUACAACUACAAUUGCCAUUAUUUGGAGGGGCAUACACAGUGUGGCCAAACUUUUUGGGCAUGUUUCAAACGGUUAUCUACAAUGACACCGAGCUGUCAAGCACCUCCGUUCAUGCCUGA